This is a messenger RNA of Phytophthora infestans T30-4, 351 nucleotides long. RefSeq lists its product as uncharacterized. Lineage: Eukaryota; Oomycota; Peronosporomycetes; Peronosporales; Peronosporaceae. The transcript is spliced from 2 exons. The record is from RefSeq and is a predicted model, not a curated record. The coding region runs from base 1 to 351 and encodes 116 amino acids.
AUGGAGGCCGAGUUCAUGGCGGCAUCGGGGAUGGCGACAGAGCUACUGGGGGUCCGCGAGUUGUUUGGGGACCUGAAGAUCGAAUGCGUGAAACCGAUGACGCUGAGAUGUGACAAUCAGACUGCGCUCAAACACCUCGACGGCGAGAACUCCUCGGCUAAGGCGGAACAUAUUGACACGCGUGGUGACCAAAAGAACAACCUCCAACACACCGACCAUGCAGCAGGUUUAAACGGCCCCUUCACGAUUGCAAGCGUCCGCAGCGAGGGGAUCUUGGUGAUCGACGAAGGCAACUACACUGAGAAGAUCCACGUUGGCCGAAUCAAGCUAUUCCAGCAGGAGCAGUUUUGA